Molecule: messenger RNA, 1593 nt
Organism: Ustilaginoidea virens
Lineage: Eukaryota; Fungi; Ascomycota; Sordariomycetes; Hypocreales; Clavicipitaceae
Exons: 2
Coding region: 1-1593 (530 amino acids)
Biological process (GO): proteolysis
Molecular function (GO): aspartic-type endopeptidase activity
Source: RefSeq, a predicted model, not a curated record
AUGAUUGCUGUUGCGUUGCUGCCGCUGGCGUUAUGGACCCUCUGUGCUUCUGCCUUCUUCCCGUACACCCCCGUAUGGUUGAAAGAGAAAAAGGAGCUUUCCUUGCCGGUUGAGGCGAAGCGGAAUGCUGCUGCGUAUGCGGUCAAUCGUGGGGUUUCCUUUGCCCUCGAGCGGAAAGCAGGCCGGAACAAUGGCUCACCGGCUUCGAGAGCUUCAAAACAAGCCAUCUGGCUGAGGACCAAAUAUGGGCACGCGAAUUCGGCGGCUGCUGCAAAUGUUGAUUUGGAGAAGAGGUCCGCAAACUCGUAUCAUGUUAUAAAUGCCACCCAACCAACUCAGUCCAUGGCUGCGGGAAUCGACCAGGACGGUACCGACUAUUCAUACUUCAUCACAGCUCAGCUGGGUUCCAAGGCCAGGCAGUUCUACAUGUUGCUGGAUACCGGUGCCGGAUCGAGUUGGGUGAUGGGAUCGAGCUGUACCGACAAGGCCUGCACCAUGCACAAUCUCUUUGGAUCGGGCGACUCUGAUACGCUGGUCGAGGCGAAGAAGUCUUUCACCAUUUCGUACGGGACUGGAACGGUCCAGGGCAGCAUCGUCUCCGACGCAAUCAGCGUAGCCGGCAUUAGCGUCCAGUACUCGUUCGGCCUUGCUUCAAAGACUUCUGAUGACUUUGCCUACUUUGCGUUUGACGGCAUUCUCGGCAUGUCGAUGAGUCAGGGAGCCAGCGCCAACUUUCUCAAGACGCUGGCCGAUGCCAAGAAGCUUGACAAGAACAUUUUUGGCGUUUCGCUCAAUCGUGCCUCGGACGGGACAAACGAGGGCGAAAUCAGGUUUGGCGCAACGAAUGCCGACAAGUACACGGGAGACAUUAGUUACACGGCAGUGGGCAAGGACGGCGACUGGGCCAUCCAGCUUGACGAUAUGGCCUAUGACGGUAAAAAGGCGGGGACGGGAGGGGUGCUGAGCUACAUCGACACGGGCACUUCCUUCAUCUUUGGACCGGCGGAUCUGGUCAAGAAGCUUCACGCGGUGGUUCCGGGCUCGGGCAGCGACGACGGGUUGACCUUCAAGGUGCCAUGCGACAGCGACAAGUCGCUGACGUUUACCUUUUCCGGAGUCGACUACCAACUCUCGCCUCGGGACUGGAUUUCGCCAAAGGACAGCUCGGGCAAGUGCACCAGCAACAUCUAUGGGCACGAAGUCGUCCAGGGAGCCUGGCUCCUGGGAGACACGUUCCUGAAGAAUGUCUACGCUGUAUUCGACAGAGACCGGAAGCGGAUCGGGUUCGCCGCUGCAGCCGGCUCCCAGAGCGCUUCGGGCGACGGCUCGCCCACGUCGACGUCCACCAGCCCGACGACCGGCACGGCAACCAACCUGACCGGCCAAGUCUCGGGCACGUCCGGCAGCUCUACCCCGUCCAACCAGUCGCCCAUGGGUCUCGGGGGCCAUGAAACAGGCGCAGCGGGGUCUGGCCGCGACGCAGCAAAGCCUACGGAAUCGUCCAAGUCGUCUGCUGCAAGUGCCGGCCGCCGAUGUUGGGCACAAGUCGCGAGCAGCAUCUUGAUGGUGGCCCUGGCUGUCGUGGGCGCAUGA